AGCUGUGUUGCUCUUAAUGAUGACCACAGUAGCCAGGUUUCAAGACCAGCAGACUGAGAGUAUAAUACCUGAAGAUGAUAAACCGCCCUCACUGGGAUGUAUCGGCUGGUUCAUUGUAAUCAUCUCCCUCAUUUUCAUCAUAGGAUUGUUUCCUGUUACCAUUUUUAUGUGUGUCAAGAUUGUACAGGAGUAUGAAAGGGCUGUGAUCUUUCGAUUGGGUCGUAUUGUGGACAGGAAACCAAAAGGACCAGGAAUUUUCUUUGUGCUGCCAUGUACUGACACAUUCAGGAAGGUGGACUUGAGAACUGUGUCAUUUGAUAUUCCCCCUCAGGAGAUCUUGACAAAGGACUCGGUGACAGUGAGUGUGGAUGGUGUGGUGUACUUCCGUGUUUGUGACCCCAUCUGUUCCGUGGCCAAUGUGUCCAAUGCGGACCACUCAACACGUCUGCUGGCCCAGACUACCCUGAGAAACGUGCUGGGCAUAAAGAACCUGUCAGAGCUGCUGUCUGAUAGAGAGGGUAUCUCCAACAGCAUGCAGGCUGCCCUGGAUGAGGCCACUGGUGAGUGGGGCAUUAAAGUGGAGCGAGUGGAGAUAAAGGACGUUAAACUGCCCCAGCAGCUUCAGAGGGCCAUGGCUGCAGAGGCAGAGGCGGCCCGAGAGGCUCGUGCCAAGGUGAUUGCAGCAGAGGGCGAGAUGAAUGCCUCAAGGGCAUUGAAGGAAGCCUCUCUGGUGAUUGCUGAGUCACCAUCCGCUCUGCAGCUACGAUACCUCCAGACGCUUAACUCCAUCGCAGCAGAGAAAAACUCCACCAUCAUCUUCCCUCUGCCCAUUGAUAUCAUUCAGCACUUCACAUCCAAAAGAUAUUAACGAUUCCACAUUAAGAAAAUCCUUUUUGGUUGUGACACAGUACUGGGUAUUAAUGUACAAAUAUGACUAGCAAAAAGAUGCUUCGAUAAG
Myxocyprinus asiaticus (Chinese sucker) is the source of this 958-nucleotide messenger RNA. RefSeq names its product stomatin-like. The record is from RefSeq and is a predicted model, not a curated record. Gene Ontology annotation, cellular component: plasma membrane. The transcript has 7 exons. The coding region runs from base 17 to 868 and encodes 283 amino acids. NCBI's taxonomy places the organism in Eukaryota, Metazoa, Chordata, Actinopteri, Cypriniformes, Catostomidae.